Molecule: messenger RNA, 1113 nt
Organism: Rubroshorea leprosula
Lineage: Eukaryota; Viridiplantae; Streptophyta; Magnoliopsida; Malvales; Dipterocarpaceae
Source: the annotation of a GenBank genome assembly
CUCCCCUCAGUUCCUUUCCAACACAAAACCCUCCGACGUUUUCUCUUCUCCGCCUUCUCUCCACGGCCGGCCGCCACCUCUUCCCUCCGUCUCUCUUGUCUAGAAGGCCAGAAUGAUAAAGAGGCAAUUCUAUAAAUUUGAACAUGGUGAUGGAGAUGAUGCCUCAGAUUCUUCUUCAUCAUCGGACUCGGAACUUGAAGCACAAGCCACUGAAGAAUCAGAAGAAGAUGUUGUUGAAGAGCAAGAAAAUGAUGAAGCUCACUCCAGCCCAUCUGGAUACAAGAGGGAGGAUAGCUCUGGCGAUGAAGUUGAUUUUGACACUGCAGGUGUUGUAAAUGAAGAUGAUAAUGAAACUGGAGAUGACCAAGAGACAUUUGCUGAUCAUCAGUCACCCAGUAAACAUAGUGAUGAAAUACCAAACGAAAAACUUAGUACUGCAGUCAAAAUGGAAUCGUUACCAGAUGAUUUCCCAUCCUGUAUACUGAAAUGUAAAUCUGUUUUUAAGUGCAAGAUUUGCCCCAGGAUUGUCUGCUUGAAUGAAGAUACUAUGAGGGCUCAUCUAAAAUCCAAGAGGCAUGCACGAUCUGAGAAAUUACACAAGGAAGGUAGGCUGAAGGCUAUUCUCAACAGUGAUGGGGAAAUUGAGAAUCAGGAGAUUGCUGCAGAGACACAAGCUCCACUUACUGCUGUUGUUAAGGAUAAACAGAAGAAGAAAAAGAAGCAAAAGGGAUGGCACCAACGAAAGGGUUCAAGAAUGAAGAGAAUGAGAGAGGAAAAGAAUCCAUCAAAAGAUGGAGCUAAGAAGAGGCACACAAAUGAGGAUUGAAGGCUGUUCUGCAAGCAAGAAUAGAGCGUUGAGUGAUAUACCAUUUAGAUUGCCUUCCAGUUCUGUAAGCUUAAGUCAAAUGUCAUUGGAAAAUUUUGUGUCUGUGAAAUUUGAACCUCCAUCCGGAGGGCACUGAAUUUUGGGUUAUUGAAUUAGAUUUAGUCUUGAAAGUAUUAAGAUUCUUAGUUGCUCUUUUGCAAACAAGGGAGCACCAGCUGCUUGCAUCCAAAUGUAAUUUUCUGGUUAAACGCUAAAUGAUUGCAAAAGAUUAAAGACUAUAACCAAAU